Molecule: messenger RNA, 813 nt
Organism: Miscanthus lutarioriparius
Lineage: Eukaryota; Viridiplantae; Streptophyta; Magnoliopsida; Poales; Poaceae
Source: the annotation of a GenBank genome assembly
AUGGCGGCGCCGUCGUCUCCGGAUCCGGCAGCUCUGAUGGACGAGCUCGUCGAAGAGUGCCUCGUCCGCCUCCCACCGGAGGACCGCGCCGCCCUCGUCAGCAGGCAAUGGCACCGCGUUGUCACCGGCGCCAUCUUCCGCCGUAGGUACAUCGAGUUCCCCCACUCGGCACCGCAGCUGGGCUACAUGCUCAACCAAGACAACAAUUCCAUCCGCUUCGUCCCUACGUCGUCGUUUCUGCGGCCCCAGGUUGACCGCCGCGAUGUGCGAGCCAUCCACUCAAGGCAUGGCCGCGUCCUCUUGCUUUCUGCCCGGGAGCGGGAGGGUGACGGUCUCGGCCUCUUGGUGUGGGAUCCCAGAAAGGACAAGCAGUGGGAACUGCCCGUCCUGCAGCCAGGCGCGCGGAUAGCUAACUGGGACGCCGCCUUGGCCUGCGCCGUGGGCAACGGCUGCAGCCAUCUGGACUGCCACUUCAAGGUCGUCUUUGUGGGAAGAUCUGGAGGGCGGAGGACAUGUGUUGGGUAUUUCACUAUUGAUCUGAACUCAGGGAGGAGCAAGAAGGUAGGGAAUGUCUUAGGCUCGGGUCGCAUUGUUCCCUAUGUGAGCUUCUGCACCCCAGCACCGGGAACAGUCUCCACAGAUGAGGGACCAGCAGCUAGUGUUGUUGUGUCUACAGAUGAUGAACCAGGAGCUGGUGUUGUGGUCUCUAGAGAUGAGGGGCUAGGAGAUGUUGCUGUCUCUACAGAUGAGGGGCCAGGAGAUGUUGUGGUCUCUAAAGAUGAGGGGCCAGGGUCUAGCAUGUCAAGUGCAUAA